Messenger RNA from Cetraspora pellucida, 169 nucleotides. The record is from the annotation of a GenBank genome assembly. NCBI's taxonomy places the organism in Eukaryota, Fungi, Glomeromycota, Glomeromycetes, Diversisporales, Gigasporaceae.
AUGAGCUCAACAUCUUCAAUAAUUACAAUGAUUCAAUAUAGAAUGAAAGAUAAAGAUGAUAAAAUUAAAGAUCUUAAAAAAAGAAUAGAAGAACUUGAACAAAAACAAAAUAAACUCAAUGAAGCAUUAAAACAGGAUUCUUUAAAAUUUAUUUUAGUUUUAUUAACUA